Serinus canaria (Common canary) is the source of this 479-nucleotide messenger RNA. RefSeq names its product transmembrane protein 101 (gene TMEM101). The record is from RefSeq and is a predicted model, not a curated record. The transcript has a single exon. The annotation marks the transcript as partial. Gene Ontology annotation, biological process: positive regulation of canonical NF-kappaB signal transduction. Lineage: Eukaryota; Metazoa; Chordata; Aves; Passeriformes; Fringillidae.
UUGGCCCUGCAGCUGCUCUUCCUGCUCUACGGGCUGCUGGCCCUGGCCUUCCUCUCGGGUUACUACGUGCGCACGGCGGCGCAGGUGCUGGCCGUGCUGCUGCCCCUGGCCAUCCUGCUCAUCGAUGGCAACCUGGGCUACUGGCACGCCCUGCGCCGCGUCGAGUUCUGGAACCAGAUGAAGCUCAUCGGCCAGAACGUCGGCAUCUUCGGGGCCGUGGUCAUCCUGGCCACGGAUGGAUGAGGGGCAGCGGGGAUAAAGGGUGGGAGGGAUUUUUUAGGGAGCGCCGCUAUUUAUUUGUUGAUUUUUUUGGGGUUUUUUUUUUGGUGGUGUUUGUAAAUAUUUGAUAAUUUUGGCGGAGGAUGGGGUGGGGGGGGUCCUGCCUGGGGGGUGGUGGCCACUGUGUGGUCGGGGUCCCUCUCCCUGCUGAGGGGUGUCACUGCUCUCCCCCCCCACCCCAAAAAAUGUAUUUUUACUGA